Molecule: messenger RNA, 513 nt
Organism: Globicephala melas (long-finned pilot whale)
Lineage: Eukaryota; Metazoa; Chordata; Mammalia; Artiodactyla; Delphinidae
Source: RefSeq, a predicted model, not a curated record
AUGGCUAGUCAGAGCAGCGAUGAGCUGUGUACAGCCAUGCUGGGCCCAUCGGCUGACGCAGAGGCAGCAACGUGGGUCCCCUCUCGUGCGUCCCCGCAUCCCAACGUGGAUUCACGGGAGAGUUCGGAGAAGCAGGGCGACCAAGCCGAGAGCCCAGAUCCCGUCUCCCAAGACAACCCGCCACCACAGGGCGCAGACUACGGUGUGGCCAACCAGAGUAUUCUUCAGCUCUCCCUCCCAAGAAAGCUCUGGACGAUGGCGGAGGAGCCCGCCUUCACCUCUGUGCGCUGGAAUGACAAGGGAGAUAUGGUGAUCGUCGAGGAAGACCUCUUCCAGAGGGAGGUUCUUCACCGCAGAGGCGCAGACAGGAUUUUCAACACAGACAGCUUGACGACUUUCAUCCGCCAAAUGAACCGGCACGGAUUCAGCAAAAUACGCCUGACCAGCCACUCUCCAGGGAAGAAGAGGCUGAUGGUAAAGUAGAAAGCCCUUCCGCUGCCCACGUUCUCUUGU